GCCAAGCCGCGUGGCCGAGUGGAGACUAACCCAGCUGCAUGCGCCCCCACCCCCACCCCAGCUGCACCCCUAACUGCUUGGAGACUGACUGUGGGCACACUUGGGCUCCCCGCCGCGAGGCCGGACGCAGGAUUCCGGCCUUCUCCUGCCUGAGGCUUCUUGCUCCUCCCUGGGCCCUGACUCUCAAUCUGCUGGAGCUCCAGAGGCCCUGUGGUCAUCUUGCACAGCCUCAAAGACAACUGCAGAGGCACCCUGUGUGGCUUGGUCCUUGUCCCUUUGCCCAGGCCUGUCUGCCUAAGAAGCACAAAGUGAAGCUCUUCUUGGGAAAGGCAGGGUCUGCGUGGUGGCCUACCUUGGACUGUUCAUGCUUUGUGUCUCAUAUCAAGUUGAUGAGAGGACAUGUGUCCAGUUCUUGAUGAAAGUGCUCUACUUCCUGCUGAGUGCCCUGGGCCUGAUGGUCUGCAUGCUGGCCGUGGCAUUUGCCGCCCACCACUGUUCCCUGCUUGCACAGUUUACCUGUGAGACCUCCCUCGAUUCUUGCCUGUGCAAACUGCCUUCCUCGGAGCCUCUCAGCAGGACCUUUGUUUACCGGGAUGUGGCUGACUGUACCAGCAUCACUGGCACUUUCAAAUUGUUCUUAAUUAUCCAGAUGGUUCUAAACCUGGUCUGUGGCCUUGUGUGCUUGCUGGCUUGCUUUGUGAUGUGGAAACACAGGUACCAGGUCUUUUAUGUGGGUAUUGGGCUACGCUCCCUGAUGACUUCUGAUGGACAACAACAAAAGACCUAACAGCUUGACUCGGGCGUAGAGGCAGAAACAGAACCCUGGUUAGCCAAGGUGAAAAACACAAUUUUUUUAAAGGCAAACUUUUGACAACAAAUGCUUAUUCAUUCUCUAAGUGAAUAUUUUUAGAUUUUUCAGAAAACAAAAGAACUUUUUGUAGAUAUCUAUUGUACAUUUUAAAAAAUUCUUGGGAGGUCAGAGAUGGAGAAAUGGCUCACAAGCCCUCUUGCAGAGGACCGAGUUCAAGUUCAGUUCCAGAACCCAAGUUGGGUGACUCACAACUACCUGUACCCCCAGCUCCAGGGGCAUUGGGUGCCCACACAUAUGCACACACAUGUACAUAAUUUAACAAAACAAAAACUUUUAAAGUUUUUAUGAGAAAUAAGAUUCAAAUUGAUUUCACAAACUCUAAAUGGAAAAGGAAUAACAGACGAGGAAUGAAUGACCUAGAUCAAUUGCUUUCUGGUGCUUACUCCUAAUGCUCUUUCAUCUAUGACUUACACAACCUCCUUUCCUGUCCAUCCAGGAUGAUGGUGUGAACUGGCAUCUGAGGCCACCUCCUAGCCUCCAGAUUCUUCUAGUUCCUUCUACCACCUGCCGUUAUCCACCCUGGUGUCUUGGAGGAGAAUGGUAGAGUCUGGGAAAGAUGAAUCUCUGUGUUGAAUGCUUUAACUUAUCACAGUAGAGAUGUCUUUAAGGCAUGAAGUAGCUUUAAAAAAACCUAGUAGAACAGGAAGGCCGAGUAGUUAUAAACGCCUGGGUGGGGUGCAGCCUUCUGGCUGCCUUAACCCCAUUCCAUGAGUGGACUGCAGCCUCCCUCCGUGAUGGUCUGCAGCCUCCAUGAUUGCCCGCUUCACAUAAUUGAAUGGUAGUGCCGUUGCAUUCUUAACGAUGUAGAAAGUUUAAAAAUAAUUACAUUAUGCCUCUAGUCUAUCAUCUAAAACAAAUCAUUAAGACUAAUUUCCAGCUAAUUGUUCAUUAUAAUUAUGCUGUUUAAUGAGCUCUGGCUGUCCUUAGGCAGUGCUGUUGGUGUUGAGAAAAAUUAUAACCACAAGGGAAGAUGUCUGAAGAUCCAUUCUCCUGGAAGCCAACCACUACAAAAAAGAACAUGUAAAACACUAACACUCAGGUUUAAAACACUCUUAGAGAAAAAACAAGAGCAUUUGUCAUAGGAAGCGAAGCACUUACACUAAUAGCAUAAUUGUGAUGUGUGAUGUGUUGAAGAGUAUCUCUCUUGACAAGCAGGUACCUUUGAUGGUGAUUGGGUACCACUGUUGAGUCCUGUCGUAAACUUGGGCUUUUUAUAAAAUCCUAUUAAUGAUGACUUUUACAGUUGACCUAGAGACAGAUGUCUCAAUGCCAUCAUUUGGAUGAUAUGUCCACAGUUAGAGGGUCGAUUUAGUUUGUUAUCAGUUUAGAUUUGACACAGGUACUUUGUUAGGAUAGACUUUGCUGCGUUACUGUUAUUACUAAAUUCAGAAGAGCAUCUGUGCAUUGAGGAAGGUGCUCACUUGGGAAAUCCACACCGUGUAAAGACCACCAUGAAUGUCUCUCCUAGUUGGUGUUUUCAAAAGUAGAAGUUCCAGGUCAUGGUUCAGCCAGGUUUGCUCUCUACCGUGGCUGUCCAUACACUUUCCUAGUCCCUAGUCCUAUGGGAACAUGUGUUCUCCUUGAGAGUCGGUGGAGAGUUCCAUGAUGGUGACAGUGGAAUCAGUCUGUGUGACACACACAUCCCAACUAAAGGAACGUAUUAGGCUGGUCAGCUGGAGGACUGGCCAUUGUAGUUCACUCCAGGUAAAACUCAUUGUGUUCUGCCUUGCCCUGAGUCUGCCCCUCUUGCCUGCUAGCUCAGAUCAGGAAGGCCCAUCAGAGUGUCUGGUGGAUAAAAUCCCACCAAAGGUCUGAUCUCAGCUGUGCACAACCCUAAGCCUCCAGAUACUGACCUGAAAAACCUUCCGUGUUUGUUAAGAAUAACCAACUCUGGGCUAGGGAAAUGGCUCAGUUAGCCAAGUGUUUGCCACCCCAGUAAGAACUUGAUCCUUAGAACCCAGGUAAAAAGGCCAGGCAUAGUGAUAUGUGCUUGUAAUCCUGGCACUGAGGAUGUAGAGACAGGUAGAUCCCUGGGACUCCUGGACCAGCCAGCUUUAUUAAGAUCGAAUUUUAGGUCUCUGGUGAGAGAGUUUGUCUCAGGGAACAAAAACCGAAGAAACAAAAAAGAAACCAGAGUGGACCGCUGACCUCUGGCCUCCACAUAGAUCACACACACACACACAGUUGCACCUGCACACUCUGAGGAAUAACCAAAUUCACAUUGACUUAUGAUAGUUUUCUGUAGAAAUAGCAAAAGGAUUGGGAAUGGGGAUGUCACAGGCUGUCCUUUCAAAGGGAGGUUGUUUUCAAGUCAGUGGCUGUGCAUUGGGUACCGCUAGAGGCACCCAGAACAACAGAACACUUUCCACGACUUUGACCAGCACAAUCAAAAGGGUUUUGUGCGUGUGAGAGAAAAUCAAGAUUCCCUACACAAUUAGGUUGCUCUGUGCUUUACAAACAACUCAUGGGGCAUUUUAAAGGGUACAAUAAUUUUAGCCUGCAGGUUUCUUGUUUUCUAACACAAUCAAAAGUAGGCAUGGUUUAAGGUUAUAAUAUUUUGUCUGCAUAGAAUAGGGAUUUUACUAUUAUAUGAUCAAAUUAUUCUUAACUCCCCAAAGAGGAGGACAAAGUUGUAAGUGCAUAGAAGGAGCAAAACCAAACGAAGGGAUCCCGUUGCUAAAAGCUCACUGUAUACUGGUAUGUGUAAGAACUGUGCUGCAUGAAUAACAAAUGGCUUUGGGUUGGAUUUGAAGUAUUUUGACUUUAUGUUUUGCAAAUAUUGAAGCUGCACUAAGGACAACAGAGAAGGAGCAGGCACAGAGCUUCUCACUUAGCAGAAUGUUACACUUCAAAUCUGUCCAAGAGCCAGGAUGGUGACUGUGCCUUCCAAACCCCAAAACAGCAAGAUUUGCACAGCCCCCCUCCCAAGCCUCCUUCAGGAGAAUUAAAUGAAGCAAGAUUUUGCAGAGAAAAGAAGCAGCCAGGACUUGGCAGUACUUGGAAUAGGAAUACGACAGUCUGAAUGUACAGACUGUAACCGAGCCCACUCAAUGGGUCUGCGCCUUCACGUGACCAUCAUCUGUGGCUCCCAAGCUCCAUCCAAAUUGGUGUAGGCAGCACCUUGGAGCCAUGCCUAAACCAUAGCUACUCCAAAGCCCUAGAAACUGCAGUCAAGUGGCAGGUCUCACAUUGCUCCUUCUUUGGAUUGAAAGCUUAGAUGUUCUUUUCUGAGUGCCUUCCAGUGUGUUCCCACAGCAAAAUUCCGUUCUGUAUAUGUUUUGUAUCCAUGUCCAAGGUGGUUUCCUGAUACUCUUUCGCUUGCCUUCUAUGUGCAGCAUGCUCUUCUUUUCUGAGACUGUGGUAGAGACUGGAGAAAAGCUGCCCGGGGGGGGCGGGGGGGGGGGGGGGGGGGGGGGGGGGGGUAUUAGGGAGCAGCUGAGGAGCGGUUACCGAAAGACCAUCAGAAAUGAACUCGAAAGCUGUUCAUCAUUUGCAAACAUGAACUGUGUCCUGGUAUUUCCUGGUGACUGUCUCUGAAUCCUUGCUGCAUGAUCACAUUUGUAUAAAUAUGCCACUGGAUUUUUACUCCAGUUAAAAAACUCACAAUGUGCUUUAGCAGUACAGUGUAAAUUCUGUCUGUCUGAUGGCCAAAUGCUUAGUGGUCAAGCCACUGAAAUGAAUUCGUGUCUUCUAAUUUUCUUAUCUCAAAUGAGCACUGUCCCUUUCAGAACUGUGGCUCUGUGUUCUGGUGUUGCAGUUUCCUUUCCUGGCCUUGAUCAAAUCAAGAGAAGAAGAUGAAGUGUUUCUAUACAUUUGAGGUGGUUGUUUUUAAAGGGAGGUUGUGUGUUUCCAUUAUUAAUAAACUUCUCAUAAUCCACAAA
Messenger RNA from Peromyscus californicus insignis, 4752 nucleotides. It is a transcript of the gene Sspn, whose product is annotated as sarcospan. Lineage: Eukaryota; Metazoa; Chordata; Mammalia; Rodentia; Cricetidae. Bases 365 to 787 code for a protein of 140 amino acids. The transcript has 3 exons. Gene Ontology annotation, cellular component: sarcolemma; dystrophin-associated glycoprotein complex. The record is from RefSeq and is a predicted model, not a curated record.